AUUUUUGCCAGUCUGUCAACAUGUCCAACUCCAAUAUUAAAACCUAAAAGCCUUCAAAACUCCACCACCACCACCACCUCCCCACUCCCCCACCCCACACCAACUCAUUCCGGCGACCCUCUCCGCCACCACUUUUUCCGGCACCAUAUACCGCAACCUAGAUCCGGCACCCUUUUAUGUCUUCUAUCGCCAUGAAAGUAUAAACAAGGGGUUAAAGUACAAUUUGCGAGUUAGUUAGCUCAUAUUUCAAUAGGGCUUUUAUCAUGAUGGAGACCAGGCUUCACCACAACAGCUCCUCGUGUUUUCACAAGCAAGAAGAGCUCUCCGCCGGAACGUCGCCGGAGAAUGGAGUUGAGUCACCGUUGUCCGGCGAUGAAGCCCCGGAAGUUAGCACCCCGUCCCCUAGGAAAAGGAGAGGCGCACAGAAGAGGGUGGUUUCCGUGCCGGCCGGCGACGGAGACGGAUCACGGAGUAAAUCCGAGGUUUAUCCUCCGCCGGAUUCUUGGUCGUGGCGAAAGUACGGCCAAAAACCCAUUAAAGGCUCCCCUUAUCCCAGGGGAUAUUAUCGAUGUAGCAGCUCAAAAGGAUGUCCAGCUAGAAAACAAGUUGAGCGCAGCCGCCUGGACCCCACCAUGCUCCUCAUCACCUACUCCUCUGAGCACAACCACCCUCACCCCACCAAAAUCCACCACCACUACGCCGCCGGCACCGGCACCGGCGCCGGCGCCGCCACUUCUUCCUCUUCCGCCGCCACGACGCCGACUGAUUCCGCUGCGGACCCCGGCUCGCCGCCCAAGCCGGCUCCCAAGGAGGAGCUGCCCAUCUUCGCCAACCCGGACCCGGAGAACAACGACACCUUCCCGGAGCUCGCCGGCGGCGAGAUGGGGUGGUUCUCCGACGUGGGGCCCUGCUGUUUUAUGGAGAGCGCCACGGCGGUUGCGGGACCCACGCUGUGCCAUGACACCGACGUGGCGCUCACGUUGCCUAUUAGGGAGGAGGACCAGUCGUUGUUCGGCGAUCUGGGCGAGCUGCCGGAGUGUUCGGUGGUUUUCCGGCGGUGUAGAGUGGAAACGCCGUGCUAUGCCGGCACCGGAUAAGAUUAUUGGGAUGGGACAUUGUUAGGGAGUCAGAUUUUCACGGCGAAGAAUAAAAUUCUGCCACGUGGCACCCCUGUUACGCCACAUUAUGCGGAGAGAUUUUUAACUCUUAGUGGACAAUUUUCUCUUUUUAUUUUAUUUUAUUUUAUUUUUAUUUUUAUUUUUGUAAAGAUCUUGUAAUAUUUGAAAAAAAUGAAAAAAGAAAAAAAUAAUACUUGCAAUGCUUUUCUUUGAGAACUAA
Ipomoea triloba (trilobed morning glory) is the source of this 1338-nucleotide messenger RNA. RefSeq names its product probable WRKY transcription factor 65. The transcript has 3 exons. Gene Ontology annotation, cellular component: nucleus. The record is from RefSeq and is a predicted model, not a curated record. Lineage: Eukaryota; Viridiplantae; Streptophyta; Magnoliopsida; Solanales; Convolvulaceae. Gene Ontology annotation, biological process: regulation of DNA-templated transcription. Bases 264 to 1097 code for a protein of 277 amino acids. Gene Ontology annotation, molecular function: transcription cis-regulatory region binding; DNA-binding transcription factor activity.